Aspergillus chevalieri is the source of this 966-nucleotide messenger RNA. RefSeq lists its product as uncharacterized. Bases 1 to 966 code for a protein of 321 amino acids. Gene Ontology annotation, biological process: hydrogen peroxide catabolic process; response to hydrogen peroxide. Gene Ontology annotation, cellular component: peroxisome; cytoplasm; mitochondrion. The transcript has 5 exons. Gene Ontology annotation, molecular function: catalase activity; heme binding. The record is from RefSeq and is a predicted model, not a curated record. NCBI's taxonomy places the organism in Eukaryota, Fungi, Ascomycota, Eurotiomycetes, Eurotiales, Aspergillaceae.
AUGCACCUGUUCAGUGACAGGGGAACCCCUGCGUCGCUCCGGCAUAUGAAUGCCUAUAGUGGGCAUACAUACAAGUUUAUUAAAGAGGAUGGCUCGUUCAAGUACAUCAAGGUUCAUAUCAAAACCCAGCAGGGUAUCAAGAACUUCACCUGCGAGGAAGCUAAGAAGAUGGCCGGAGAGAAUCCGGAUUUUCUCCUGCAAGACUUGUUUGAUGCAAUCGAAAGCGGGAAUUAUCCUGUUUGGAAUGUCUAUGUUCAAGUCAUGGAUCCCAAGGAUGCUGAAAAUUACAAGUGGAAUAUCUUUGAUAUGACCAAAGUCUGGCCUCACCAGGACUAUCCACUCCGACAGAUUGGCAGACUGACCAUGAACCGCAAUCCCCAAAAUUACUUCACAGAUAUCGAACAGGCCGCGUUCUCGCCGUCGAACAUGGUCCCAGGUUUUGCACCUUCUGCCGAUCCAAUGCUCCAAGCUCGCAUGUUCGCUUAUCCAGACGCUGCCCGCUACCGACUUGGUACAAACUAUCAGAUGCUUCCCACCAACGCGCCCCAUGCUCCGGUAUACUGCCCCUUCCAGCGAGAUGGGUUUAUGAACUUCUCAUCCAACUACGGCGAUGACCCCAACUAUGUUGGCUCAUCGCUCCGACCUACAAAGUUUGCUACGAGCUCGGCGACCCAAACAAAGCCCGUUGCUAGUACUAUAACCGAACAUGAGAAGUGGGUCGGGGAAGUUUGCAGCUUUACCAGCACCAUUGAUGAUGCGGAUUUUGAGCAAGCUGCUGGGUUGUGGAAGGUCCUUGGCCGGGACCCAGGUCAUCAGGAUAGAUUUAUCAAAAACGCGGCUUCGACGGUUGAGGGUGUGGGAAGCAAAGAACUCCGUUCUAAGGUUUACGCCUUAUUCGGACGCGUCGAUCCGAAACUGGGUGCUCGUCUUGAAGCUGUGACUGAAGCAAAUAUCAAGAGCUCAUGA